Molecule: messenger RNA, 4068 nt
Organism: Dunckerocampus dactyliophorus (ringed pipefish)
Lineage: Eukaryota; Metazoa; Chordata; Actinopteri; Syngnathiformes; Syngnathidae
Gene: pou3f2b
Product: POU class 3 homeobox 2b
Exons: 1
Coding region: 75-1217 (380 amino acids)
Biological process (GO): brain development; regulation of transcription by RNA polymerase II
Cellular component (GO): nucleus
Molecular function (GO): RNA polymerase II cis-regulatory region sequence-specific DNA binding; DNA-binding transcription factor activity, RNA polymerase II-specific
Source: RefSeq, a predicted model, not a curated record
CGCCUGUCGGCAGGAGAUGAUCUGUCAAAUGCGAGUUUCUUUGAAUAAGAGCUACCAGUCCGGCUCCGAGCGUCAUGGCGACCGCAGCGUCUAACCACUACAGCAUCCUCACCUCCAGCGCAUCCAUCGUGCACUCGGAGCCCGGCACCAUGCAGCAAGCCGCGGCGUACCGGGACGCGCAGAGCCUGUUGCAGAGCGACUACCCGCUGCAGAGCAACAGCCACGCACUGAGCCAUGCACACCAGUGGAUUACAGCGCUGUCCCACGGCGAGGCAGCCCCUUGGUCCACCAGCCCGCUCGGCGCGGACCAGGACAUCAAACCCGCCGUGCAGAGCGCCCGGGACGACAUGCACAACUCCAGCAGCAACCUGCAACACCAGUCGCGGCCGUCCCACCUGGUCCACCAAAACCACCACGACGCGCGGGCGUGGAGGACCACCACAGCGCCGUCGGCGCACAUCCCGAGCAUGGCGACCACCAACGGCCAGAGCUUGCUCUACUCCCAGCCGAGCUUCAGCGUCAACGGGCUGAUUCCGGGCAGCGGCCAGGGGCUGCACCACCACAACCUAAGAGACCCUCACGAGGACCACCACAGUCCGCACCUGAGCGAGCACAGCCACCCGCCGUCCCAGCAUCAGCACCAGCACCGACCGCAGAACCACCACGACCACUCGGACGAGGACACGCCGACCUCGGACGACUUGGAGCAGUUCGCCAAGCAGUUCAAGCAGAGGAGGAUCAAGCUCGGCUUCACGCAGGCGGACGUGGGACUCGCCCUGGGGACCUUGUACGGGAAUGUCUUCUCCCAAACCACCAUAUGCAGGUUUGAGGCCCUGCAGCUCAGCUUCAAAAACAUGUGCAAGCUGAAGCCUCUGUUGAACAAGUGGCUGGAGGAGGCUGACUCCACCUCGGGCAGCCCUACCAGCCUGGACAAAAUCGCUGCACAAGGGAGGAAACGGAAAAAACGGACCUCGAUCGAGGUGAGCGUCAAGGGGGCCUUGGAGAGCCAUUUUUUGAAGUGCCCAAAACCUGCAGCUUCGGAAAUAAUCACCCUGGCAGACAGUCUGCACCUGGAGAAAGAAGUGGUGAGGGUUUGGUUUUGUAACAGGAGACAGAAGGAGAAACGCAUGACGCCUCCCGGAGGGGCUCUGCCGGGGAGCGAGGACGUGUAUGGGGACACGCCGCCCCACCAUGGGGUCCAGACCCCGGUUCAAUGAACCCUUGGACGUGCACCACAUUUUUGGUCUUUAUUUAUACAAAUCACUUAAUAGUGGCUGUUUUAUGUAUCAUAGACUGCAGUGAGGAGGAAAGCACCUUCUUCUAAAGGAACAUGUUGUGUUCUGAGGAGACCAGCCCAGCACUGUGAGUCCAAGGUGCAGACACUAUUGUGUCAAGGAAACAACACAUGGAGGAUGUUGUUGUUUGCAACACACACAAAAAAAACAGCAGGAUGGCGUCCAUAUAUAUAUAUAUAUAUAUAUACUUUAUAUAUAUAUAUAUAUAUAUAUAUAUAUGCAUAUUCCUUUUGUAGGUCUGCAGAGAUGCUUGCUGGUUGAUUGUCUGCUGGUGGGGGGGGCAACUAAAGAGUCCACUCUGUCAGCUUUGCAUUCAUUUUAUUGCUCUUAUUUAUUCUCAGACAGCUGAGGUUGAAGAUUCCAUGAAGAAAACAAAUAUUGUCAUUAUUAGCAGGAGUGAAAUGAAUAUAUUGAUGAUUAGGUCCACCAAAAACAUUAUUACUAUUAUUAUUAUUAUUAUUAUUAUUAUUAUUAUUAUUAUUAUUAUUAUUAUUAUUAUCUUUUUGGCACUAACAUGCAGGAUGGGUUUAAUAUCUGUAAGGAUUUAUGUCACCAGGACAUUUUUUGAUCCACUUUUGUAAAUAUUGUAUAACUUUAAAAGUCAUGGUUCCAUUUUUUUUUUUCCACUGGGGCACUUUUUGAAUGAAUAUUCCAGAUUGUUUUUUGUUUGUUUUUUUUGUUAAAAAUCCUUCAUAAUCUCCCUGCUGUCUUGUAUCUGUGUUGUUAUUUAAGGUUCAGUUUGAUUCCGGAAGUAUAUUGCGCAUUUGCGGGUGCAUUCUCUACGAUUCAUUAUUAUUACUGUUUCUUUACGUCAUGUAAAUUCACUGAAACGGUUUACAUUUUCGUAGGCGUUUUGUUUGGCCGGAUUUGUCACAUAAAAUUGUGAAUUCAAUGAAAAUUAACCCGUUUUAUUUUUACAUUAACAGAUAUUAGCGUUCUGACCUCUUAAGCCCCAAAUAUUAAACUAUAAAACGUUCAAGGAUGACGUUAAAAUGUCUCAUUUGUUCUCGAGCAGUUAUUAGGAAAAUUCCAAACAUGCAGCAUUGGAUCAAAAAUUAUUAUUGCUUGUGAGUUCGUUUGCAUAUCGCGUUCGUUUCAGCCAUUUUCUUCCCCCUUGUCAGUGUUUCGCUUUUCGUCAUUAUUUAAUAUUCUAUUUGUGUUUUUCAUUUAUCAUGCAGUGGCUUUUGGAGGUGACACAAAAGGGGACCAUUCCUGUUCUGUUGCACAAAUAUGUUUACAUUUAAAUGCCACGACAGCUAAAUGUAUCUAAUUUUUUUUUCAAUUCCAUCGAUGGCCUCUUCUUUUAUGCAAACAAUUCCAGCAUUUUUGAGUACCUGUUUUAAAAAAAAGGUGUGGAAUUCAUUCCCCCCUUUAGAAAACAACAUUUCCCCCUGCAGUAGCUUUAAUCAAUUCAUGCAACUCCAAAUUAUCUGCAAGUUGAAGUUGUGGGAUGUGCAAGCGCCCAGCAGUGUUUUACGUUGGAUUUUCUGGUUGUUUAGUUGACAUCUAUUUUAAAUGGCGUUAUAUUCCCUGGAUGAAGCAGGGUUUAUAAAACAGAGGUAGGAAAUGCCUGUAGGUGAUUCAUCACUUGAUAUAUGAACAAAAGAAUUGCACAUUUUUCAAUGAUGGGGUUGCUAUUAAACAGCUUUUUUUCCAACGUUGAGACUAAAUGUGUUUUUAAGUCCAAAGACAGCUCGCCUUGGAUACCAAAGGUGUUUUGUUUUGUUUUUUAUUUGUGCGCCAGGUUGCUUUUAAAACACGCAAGUUUCUCACAUGGCCUCACCAGAAAGUGCAGAUUUAACGACCCUUUUGCAAGUAAACUGCAACUAACAAUGACAUGUUUGGACGUAACUUACAGAAACCAAAUGUACAAAUGAGUGAUUUGGGGCUUAAGAUAUACCUUUAAAAGUGUUUGGUUACUUGAAUGAAUGAAUUUACGCACAAUAGUAGUCCUACUGACCGAAUAAUAAUAAUAAUAAUAAUAACUAAAAGGUUAUUAUAUUAAUAUUUUCAAACAUGCACUCCUGUUUUAAUGGUUGUCACGGGGUUAUUUUAUUGCUGUAGUCAACACAAUUGACAUAAUAGAUCGCCUGAGGUGCCUAAAUGUAGCUUCCAUAUUAUCGUCACACAUAAUUAAAAACUGAAUAGUGUUUAAUGGUCUUAUGAAGCAAAAUGACGUCAAGUAUGGUUGCCUGUAAAAACUUUAAAUACGCAUUUAUUUUUAUUUAGUUGUUUUAGUUUUAAUGGUGUCUUUCAAAAGUAAUGUCCCCCAAUUGAAGAGCUACGUAAAUGCUAUAUGCUAUGAAAACACAGUGGUAUACAUAUAUAGGCGUACUAUAUUUAUAUAUAUACAUAUAUAUGUGUGUGUGUGUGUGUGUAUGGGAAGUCGACUAUGUGGUCCCCUGUUAUGCAAAAGGUACACUCUUGUGUAGAUGCAAUUAAUAGUGCGUCAUAUUAAUUACACCUCGCUUUUUAUUGCGGUGAAAUUUCCCAUUAGACUUCCAUGGGCGGCAAACACAGUGCACGUAUAGUCGGUGCUUUAGUGCCAUCUAGUGGCCACAGGUGGGAGCGUUCUUGAAGGAGCAGGCAGUUCAUUUCAACGUCACUUCACCAAUUGUGUCAUGUGAUGAAACAUACUUUGUAGAUGUGAAAGGCACUACUGCCAAACGAUGCUGAAAUACUGCCUGAAUUAGAAUAUUAAAAAAAAACGAUAAUAUCAUUAAAAAAUAUAUUGUUUUUUUCACGUUUUGUGGGCACCAAAUUGUAUUCAGGU